UUAGUUCUUAGUUGAUUAGCGCACCUCGCACGAAUCGCACGAAUCGCAAAUAUCGCACGAAAGCUCAAUCUUGACCGCGCAGUAACUUUAUUACCCUCCCACGCAUAUAAAACACAUAUAUGCGGUUAGUGCUUUUCUUCCACUUGCUGUAAACACGCUCAGUUGACCACACACUGCAUUCGUAACAACAUCAACAAUAUUUAAUAUUCAGACAAAAGUUUAAAAUAAUUAAAUAUUUUUAAUUAAUUCAAUGAAAUUCCCGCACACCUGCAUUGGUAACCGGCGCGCGUGCCGACAUUAAUAGUUUAAAAAUAAAAUCGGCUCGGGCAUAGCUCGCGCGAUGCGUGAGAAGCGUCGCGCCGCCGCCGCCGCCGACGGUGUGUCGUUCGCCAGCCGCCGGCGAUUCAAACAAUCGUAAAAUAAUACGAAUAAAUUGAUACGGACAGUGUGUUGACAGGUGACAAAUUUAAAACGUUUAAAUUCAGUGAUUCGAACAUGUGUUAAUCAUUACUUCACCAGCGUUGUAUAAAUAUUGUGAACAUUAAUUAUUUCAAGUAAUAAUAAUGAGUUCAAUUAGAUUUUUAAUUAUCUGUGUCACAUUCUGUGCGUUAUUUGUUCCUUACUUAUGUUUAGUGAGUAGUUGGGGAGAAUUUUGUAAUUUUACUGCGGAAUGUGAUGAUCAUCGAUUGAUUUGUACGCCGGAUCAUGAAAAUAUUACAAGAUGUACUUGUGACAGAUUUCAUGAAUGGCAAGGUCAUCGGAAUGGCUGCGUGCAGAUGUAUGACGCGCCGACGAUUCUCAACAUGACCAUGACUUCAAUUGAUAACAAAGGUGAAUUGGAGAAGAAUACAGUCCUGGUCUUCACCGGACAGAAAAUCGCCGGGUUUUUCGUGAUGACUGUCGCAUUACUGUGUCCAUUUGCAGUGAUAAUUCAUUGUUUUCACAUGCGAAGAAAAGACAGAGCGUUGAAACGCGAAGUGAAAGAAAUCAAAGAGCGCGUUGAUAAAAAGAAAAGAGAUUCGUCAACGAGAAGAUCACAACAGGCUUAUGUCAGCUUAGCAUAAAUUAAUUUUACACAAAGAUAGGUACAGUGUAGCCUCUUGAUAACGAUUUAAUGUUUUUAGUUAAAAAUUGUACGUUUUACGAAUUAUUUCAACAGAAAAAUUUGAUUUUUAUAGAUUUUUUGCAAGUUAUGCAACUUCUUUUGCAUAAAAAUCUGUAAAAAAUUAUAUUGCAUUGAUAGAAGUUAGAAAACUGAUUUAUUAUUAAUUUUAAACAAUAAACAGCUAUUUUGUUGUAUAUUAUUGAUUUAAUUUCGAUUUAUAUAUCAAAAUUCAAAGUUUUCUGCCAGGAAAUAACGAAAAUAUGCAGAAAUAAGUAAUAUUUACAUAGUGAAUGUAAAUUCUUGCCUGUGGAAAUAUUGUUGUAAAUUUAUAACAAUAAAACUUGUAUUUACACCUGGGA
Dalotia coriaria is the source of this 1464-nucleotide messenger RNA. RefSeq lists its product as uncharacterized. The coding region runs from base 564 to 1064 and encodes 166 amino acids. Lineage: Eukaryota; Metazoa; Arthropoda; Insecta; Coleoptera; Staphylinidae. The record is from RefSeq and is a predicted model, not a curated record. The transcript is spliced from 5 exons.